Stylonychia lemnae is the source of this 636-nucleotide messenger RNA. The record is from the annotation of a GenBank genome assembly. NCBI's taxonomy places the organism in Eukaryota, Ciliophora, Spirotrichea, Sporadotrichida, Oxytrichidae.
AUGCAAAAAAUCCUUAUCCUCUUAAUCGGAACUGUCGCUCUCACCAGCGCUAGAUUCAGCCUCAAGGCCUUCGUUGCCAACAAAAUCAUCAAGACCUCCCCAGUUAUCAGUCUCAUGCAUGAUAAUGCCUAAUACUAUAACCAUACACAACAACAUGAGGACACCUAUCACAUUCACUAUGAUGCCCAAGAUCUUAAGAACAUGCCCCAAGACGGUUUCCAAUUCACUGAGGGUCUCCUUGGAGGACUCCUCUAAACUGAUAUGAGCGCUAUGGAUUAAUGCCAAUCUGGUGCCUUCAACAUUUUUGACAAGCUCAAUUCAGCCAUCCAUGACUUCUCUCAAAAGUCACUCUCAGGAGUCAUUGAAGGCUGUGAAGAUCUCUACGCUGCCAUUAAGGACUUACCAACUGAACUCCAAACCUGUGAGCAAAUCAAGGACCAACUUGUCCUCCUUGAAGCAUGGAUCAAGAAAUUCGAACACCCCAUCGACAUGUCACUUACCAUUUCCAAGAACUUCUUCUGGAACGCAGGUGCCGUAUACGGUGAUAUUGAAAGUGGAAUGAGUUCAUGGAACACCUAACAAUUCAAAGCAUCAGGUCAAAAAUUCGGAGAGACCCUCUAUGUUCUCACUAAAUGA